Messenger RNA from Triticum dicoccoides, 5990 nucleotides. RefSeq lists its product as uncharacterized. Gene Ontology annotation, molecular function: heme binding; catalase activity; phosphopantetheine binding. Bases 152 to 5818 code for a protein of 1888 amino acids. Gene Ontology annotation, biological process: lipid biosynthetic process; response to oxidative stress. The record is from RefSeq and is a predicted model, not a curated record. The transcript has 2 exons. Lineage: Eukaryota; Viridiplantae; Streptophyta; Magnoliopsida; Poales; Poaceae.
CAACCCUUCACCUCCUAGAGAUCUUGGUGAGCUUGAAGGUGUUGAAUUUCCCGACCUUCCAUCCCUGGAUGGAUACUUGCAAUAUUGGGGAACUCACAGGGUCACCAAGGAAAAUGUCAUCUAUACUUGGAUCAAUGAAGAAGGAAAAAUCAUGAACCGAAGAACCUACCAGGAACUUCAUGAGAAUGCAUCUCACAUUGCACACAAACUAUUGACAAGCACGAAGCCUAUUAUCAAGCCUGGUGACAGAGUUAUCCUUAUUCACCUCCCAGGUCUGGAGUUUAUUGAUGCAUUCUUUGGGUGCAUUAGAGCAGGAGUCAUACCAGUCCCAGUUAUUCCCCCUGAUCCAAUGCAAAUGGGUGGGCAAGCACUUCUCAAAGUCGAGAACGUCUCUAAAGUGUGCAGUGCUGUGGCAAUUCUGUCAACUUCUUCGUACCAUGCUGCCGUACGUGCAGGUUAUGUCAAGAACAUUGUCACUCUAGCAAAGAAUCAGAAAUGCUCUGCGCAGUGGCCUGACCUCCCGUGGAUUCACACCGAGUCAUGGAUCAAGAACUACCGGCGAAGUCCAGACACCUUCAACUCAGACAAUGUUUUAUCUAUGAUGACCAAGCCCCAGCCAAGUGACUUGUGCUUUCUGCAGUUCACUUCGGGUUCCACUGGUGAUGCCAAGGGGGUGAUGAUAACACAUGGAGGACUAAUCCACAAUGUGAAGAUGAUGAAGAAGCGGUAUCAAAGUACCUCAAAAACUGUCCUUAUCAGCUGGCUUCCACAGUACCAUGACAUGGGACUAAUAGGGGGUAUUUUUACUGCUCUUGUAAGUGGAGGAACUUCCAUUCUAUUCUCGCCGAUGACAUUCAUCAGGAACCCCCUCCUGUGGCUGCAAACAAUCAGUGACUACCAUGGAACCCAUAGUGCAGGUCCGAACUUUGCAUUUGAACUUGUGAUAAGAAGGCUUGAAGCCGAGAAGAGCAAAGUAUAUGACCUCUCUUCAAUGAUCUUCCUCAUGAUUGCAGCAGAACCAGUAAGGCAAAAAACUGUCAGAAGGUUCAUAGAGUUGACUCAACCUUUGGGCCUUUCUGAAGGUGUUCUUGCACCUGGAUAUGGGCUGGCUGAGAACUGUGUCUAUGUUUGUUGUGCCUUUGGUGAAUGCAAGCCGGUCUUCAUAGAUUUGCAAGGAAGAGUUUGUUGUGGGUAUAUUGAGCAAGAUGAUACAGAUAUUGACAUCAGAAUUGUUGAUGCAGACUCUUUGAUUGAGCAUCAAGAUGGUACUGAGGGUGAGAUAUGGAUCAGCAGUCCUAGUUCUGGAGUUGGUUAUUGGGGCAACCAGGAAAUGAGCCAGAAAACUUUCUGCAAUCAGCUCAAGAACCACCCCAACAAGAAGUUCACAAGAACCGGUGAUUUAGGGCGGAUCAUUGACAGCAAACUUUUUAUUACUGGAAGGAUCAAAGAUCUAAUCAUUGUUGCUGGCAGAAAUAUUUAUUCUGCAGAUGUAGAGAAGACGGUGGAAAAUUCUUCCGAUGUCCUCCGGCCAGGAUGUUGUGCUGUUGUUGGUGUCCCAGAGGAAGUUCUGACUCAGAAAGGCAUCUCAAUUCCUGAUUCUUCUGAUCAGGUUGGACUUGUCGUGAUUGCAGAGGUUAGGGAGGGUAAGACAGUCUCUGAAGAAAUCAUUGACAACAUCAAAACACGUGUGGCGGAGGAGCAUGGUGUAACUGUUGCAUCGGUCAAGCUUAUCAAGCCUAGAACCAUAUCCAAGACAACAUCCGGGAAGAUACGGAGAUUUGAAUGCAUGAAGCAGUUUGUUGACAACAGUCUUAGUUUGGCCAAUGGUAAUCGUCCAUCUAAAAGGAGUCUAUUCCGGUCUCUAACAACAGGAACCGGCAUGGAGAGAAGGAGGUCAUUCUUGAAGCAGACUGUUGAUCCCACCAUUCAUCCUCAGUCAGAAAGCAAAGUGAAGAACUCCAAGCAGAUAACUGAGUUUCUGACACAGUUAGUAUCAGAUCAAUCAGGUAUUCCAAAGGACAAAAUUUCUCCAACAGGCAGCCUACCUUCUUAUGGCUUUGAUUCGAUUGCAGUGGUUCGAGCAGCUCAGAAGCUCUCAGAUUUUCUCGGUAUUCCUGUUGGAGCCAUUGAUAUCUUUGCUGCAAGCUGCAUUUCUGAGCUUGCUAGCUUCUUGGAGAAUUUGUUGAGUAAGUCACAACCAAAGUUGACACCUCAUCCCAACAGCCAGGGGAAAAGCUCGAGGGAGAUCAUUGAGUUUCUGACACAGAUAGUAUCAGAUCAAUCAGGUAUUCCAAAGGAUAAAAUUUCUCCAACAGGCAGCCUACCUUCAUAUGGUUUCGAUUCAAUUGCUGUGGUCCGAGCAGCACAGAAGCUCUCAGAUUUUCUUGGUACUCCUGUUGGAGCGAUUGACAUCUUUGCAGCAAGCUGUAUUUCUGAGCUUGCUAGCUUUUUGGAGAAGUUGUUGCCCAAGUCACAACCACUUUUGGCAUCUGAUGUAUCUUGCUCUACUGAGGAUGAGAGUUUAGUAGAUGUCAGUGCAGAUUUCAGUGUGCUUGCUACAGGGAUUCUCCAACUCCUGGCCCUUACCUAUGUGUGUUUCAUGUUGCUACUUCCAGCAUACCUUGCAAGUUUGGCAUACAUGAGCGUGUUCUACCCGGUCAGUCUGGUUGAAGCAUCAGUGAUGACUUAUCUUGGUUCGUUGGUCAUGGCACCUAUUGCUUGGAUUUGUUAUGUCUUGCUCACCUCCUUAUCAUUGUCUAUCUUGGGGAAGUCACUCCUUCAGCCAAAUUAUGGUCUGACCCCUGAUGUUUCGAUAUGGUCAGUUGACUUUGUUAAAUGGUGGGCACUGAACAAGGCUCAAGGGUUUGCUGCAAAGAUGCUAGCUGUGCAUCUAAAGGGAACAAUCUUCUUGAAUUAUUGGUUCAAGAUGCAAGGGGCUCGAAUUGGGUCAUCUGUUGUUAUUGACACAGUAGACAUCACUGACCCAUCCUUGUUAGUGGUUGCAAAUGGUGCAAUGAUUGCAGAAGGUGUUCUCAUCCAGGGGCAUGAAGUCCGUAAUGAAGUGCUGAGUUUUAGGCGUGUCAGAAUCGGUCGUGAGGCCUCCAUUGGUCCUUAUGCGGUGCUUCAAAAGGGCACCGUUGUGGAUGAUGGUGCUAUGGUCCCACCACUGCAAAAAACUGAGCCAGGGAAAUCAGUGUAUCAGAAUAAGAGAACUUCUGCAGACAUGAAGGAAGAAACAGGGAAAGCAAACAUGCUUCUUGAACACCUGGUUUGCAUCUAUGCGGUUGCGUUGCUAGGUGCUCUAUCAAGUGCAACCGUCUACACGUUUUACAUUCACUUCUCUGGCACUGAGGCUUCACCUCAGCACUUCUCUUUUGCAUGCAUUGCGGGCGCAUUCCACUGGUUACCAGCUGCCCUCGCCGCUUACCCUGUGAUUGUGCGGGAGGCGCCCACAAGCGCAUUGACAUUUGCUCUCUCCAUCGCCUUCGCCUACUUGAGCUACGGUGUCAUCCUCAGUCUUCUUACAAGUAUGGUCAACACAGCCCUCGCCACAAGGCCGGGAACCAAGCAAAACCAUAUGACAAGCUUGAUCCAGCGACGUAUAAACGUCGCUGUGCACCUCAGAUUUGCAAAGAUGUUAUCUGGAACUGAAGCAUUCUGCAUGUACUUAAGGCUUCUUGGUGCAAAGAUUGGCAGGCAUUGCUCUAUCCGGUCCAUUGAUCCAGUGGCGAAUCCUGAACUGAUCAAUAUUGGUGAUGGGGUCCAUCUAGGUGAUUUCUGCCACAUUGUUCCAGGGUUCUACUCCAGUAAGGGGUUUACUGGUGCGGAGAUAAAGGUCCAGGAGAACACCAUCAUUGGUAGUGGCAGCUUGCUCCUUCCUGGCUCAGUCCUCCAAGGGAAUGUCAUCCUUGGAGCACUUUCUGUGGCACCAGAACAUUCUCUUCUCCAGAGAGGCGGAAUCUAUGUUGGGGCACAAUCUCUGACCAUGGUGAAGAACACCUUGCUUGCAGAAGAUGAGAGGAUUGAAAUGAUGGACCCGAUGUACAAGAAGAUUGUUGGGAACCUCUCGGCGAACUUGGCAAUCACCACCAUGAACGUCAAGUCAAGGUACUUCCACCGCAUUGGCGUAAGCGGGCGGGGGGUCCUGAAAAUGUACGAGGACAUUCCAUCUCUGCCCAAGCACAAGAUAUUUGGCGCCGGCAAGUCUUUCCCAGUAAUCGUCCGGCACAGUAAUAGCCUCAGUGCAGAUGAUGAUGCCAGGCUCGAUGCGCGUGGUGCAGCAGUGCGCAUUCUCUCAGACGAUGGCGAGGUGCCUCUUCUGGACCUUACUUUGAAGAGUGGCAAAGCAUUUUAUGCACGCACAAUCGCCGACUUCGCCACUUGGCUGGUUUGUGGCCUGCCAGCGAGGGAAGAGCAUGUCAAGCGUGCUCCACACGUCCGGGAUGCUGUCUGGGGCUCCCUGCGGGACACCAACUCGUACACCGAGCUGCAUUACUACUCCAACAUAUGCCGGCUGCUGCGGUUUGAUGAAGGGAAGGAGAUGUAUGCAAAAUUCAAGCUUCGUCCUGUUGAUCAAGACAUACCGGAGGAGUCCGGUCAGGUGGUGCCAAGGGGUAUCUUGCCGCCGGAAACCGGUGCAAUCCCAAGAGAUGAGGGUGACACACGCCCUUUACUCUUCCUCGCCGACGACUUCCGUCGGAGGGUGGAAGUUCCAGACGGGGUGCGCUACGUCUUCCAACUGCAGCUCAGGGAGGUGCCCUCUGACGACGCCACCUGUGACGUCGCCCUUGACUGCACGCGGCCAUGGGACGAGGAGGAGUUCCCAUACAUCGACAUCGGAGAGAUAAGCAUCGACAACAAUCUCCCAGCAGAGGAGACGGAGAAGCUCGAGUUCAACCCCUUCCUCCGGUGCCAAGAGGUGGACGUCAUCCCGGCGUCGUCCUGCAAGCAGAGCGCGUCCAUCGACCACGGGCGCUCGCUGAUUUACGAGAUAUGCCAACGCCUGCGGAACGGCGAGCCACUGCCUGCGUCAUGGGCGGCUUUCCUGGAGCAGUCCGACACCAAGAUCAACCUGUCGGGGUGCCCAGUGGCCGCCGCCAUGCACACAAGAUCCGACACUGCCAAUGCCAGCGAGACCAAGGUGACCCUGGCCAGGACAUGGUACAAGGCGCUCUGGGCCACGCUGUGCCAGCCGCUGCUUCAAACGCUGGUGCCAUACUUUGUCCUGGGCCUGGUCAUCUUCCUCCCAUUCCGGGGCCUCCUUGCCGUCGCCGGGGCCACUGGCACGCCGCUGUACUGGCUGCUGCCGGUCUUCUGGCCCGUGUCGGGCUUGGCCGCCAUGGCGACAUGCGCCGCGGCAAAGUGGGUCCUGGUCGGUGUCAGGGGCGAGGGCGACGCGGUGCACAUCUGGGCGCCGCAGGUGUUCCUGGACACGGUCUGGCAGGCCAUACGGACGGCGACGGCGGAGUACUUCGCGGAGCUAACGUGCGGGUCGGUGCUGUUCGCGGCGUGGAUGCGGCUGAUGGGGUCGUCGGUGGCCGUGGCCGACGGCGUGUACGUGGACUCGAUGGGGGCGCUGCUGAACCCGGAGAUGGUGCACCUGGAGCGGGGCGCGAGCGUGGGGCACGACGCGCUGCUGUUCGGGCACGUGUACGAGGGCGAGGCCGGGAAGGUGAAGUUCGGCAGGGUCCACGUCGGGGAGGAUGGGUUCGUGGGCAGCCGGGCGGUGGCGAUGCCGGGCGUGAAGGUGGAGGACGGCGGCUACCUGGGCGCCCUGUGCCUGGCCAUGAAGGAGGAGAUCGUCAGGCACAAGCUAUAGGCCGUAGGCGCGAGAAGCAUGUGUGGGUUACUUACUGCUUUUGGUUUCAGCUAGCUGCCGCUCUCUCGGUGUGCCGCCUAUGGAUGUCUACGUAGGAUCUUAUAGCAGUGAUAAAGAUCAACAGCGACAGGUGGCUGCUAGAAGAAGAAAUAAAUCGAUUGUAGUAUGCAGU